GCCCGCGGUGGGCCUGGGGCCGGUGGGCUGGAGCCGGAGACGCAGCCGCGGCGGCGGAGCUGCCGGGUCCUUCAUGAUGAAAGUUCUGGGGACACUCCUCUCUCCUCUGUGUAAUUGGUAGCUUGGGUGGUGAAGAGAUGGCUGACAGUGUCAAAACCUUUCUGCAGGACCUUGGCAGGGGAAUCAAAGACUCCAUCUGGGGAAUUUGUACCAUCUCAAAACUAGAUGCUCGAAUUCAGCAAAAGAGAGAGGAGCAGCGUCGAAGAAGGGCAAGUAGUGUCCUGGCGCAGAGGAGAGCCCAGAGUAUUGAGAGGAAGCAGGAAAGUGAGCCCCGUAUUGUUAGUAGGAUUUUCCAGUGUUGCGCUUGGAAUGGUGGCGUAUUCUGGUUCAGUCUGCUCUUGUUUUAUCGAGUGUUUAUUCCUGUGCUUCAGUCAGUAACAGCCCAAAUUAUUGGUGAUCCAUCACUACAUGGAGAUGUUUGGUCUUGGCUGGAAUUCUUCCUUACGUCAAUUUUCAGUGCUCUCUGGGUGCUCCCCCUGUUUGUGCUUAGCAAAGUUGUGAAUGCGAUCUGGUUUCAAGACAUAGCUGAUCUGGCAUUUGAGGUAUCAGGGAGGAAGCCUCACCCAUUCCCUAGUGUCAGCAAGAUAAUUGCUGACAUGCUCUUCAACCUUUUGCUGCAGGCUCUUUUCCUCAUCCAGGGGAUGUUUGUGAGUCUCUUUCCCAUCCAUCUUGUUGGUCAGCUGGUUAGUCUUCUCCAUAUGUCCCUUCUCUACUCGCUAUACUGCUUCGAAUAUCGUUGGUUCAAUAAAGGAAUUGAAAUGCACCAGCGGUUGUCAAAUAUUGAAAGGAAUUGGCCUUACUACUUUGGAUUUGGUUUGCCAUUGGCUUUCCUCACAGCAAUGCAGUCCUCAUACAUUAUCAGUGGCUGCCUCUUCUCUAUCCUGUUCCCUUUAUUCAUUAUCAGCGCCAAUGAAGCAAAGACCCCUGGCAAAGCGUACCUUUUUCAGUUGCGCCUAUUCUCCUUGGUGGUUUUCUUAAGCAACAGACUCUUCCACAAGACGGUCUACCUGCAAUCUGCCCUGAGUAGCUCAACCUCUGCUGAGAAGCUCCCUUCACCACAACCGUCUCCUGCCAAACCGAAGGCUGCUGCAGGCCACUGAGUCUGCCAUCCGGAGGGGAAGGGUGGGAUUGGAAGGAGGCUGUGGCAGCUCUAUUCCUUGUUCACCUCCCCAGCAGGGAAGGCAGGACCCACUCUGCCAAGGGCCUGCUGCAUAUUCCCUUCUCUGAGGAAUUGGAAUUUUUGUCUCUGGUGCAUGUAAGGCAGAAUCUUCCUGACACCAGUAUGUGGAUUUUUAAUACCAGUGAGUCUAAAGGACCACAGGUUUUUCUGCAGCUCUUUUCUAGCACUUGCCAGCCCCCGUGCCUGGACUGAUUUGAUUAUUUUGUUUUUCUCCCUGUGCCAUUUGCCCUCCAGACCACCCCUUCCUGCCUUCCACCACCCUUGGAUGAAUGGAUUUUAUAAUUCUAGCUGUUGUAUUUUGUGGAUUGUUAUUUUUGUUGUUUUUCUGUGAAGCACAUAUAUUGGAUAUGGGAGGUACAGGAGUAGCUCAGUUGCUCCUGGUCACUUCCUUUAUAGCCAUCACUGUCUUGUUUCUUGUAACUCAGGUUAGAUUUUGGUCUCCCUUGGUCCACUGCAAAAAACAAGCCUGAAAAGAUGGGACAGGAGGAAAGACCUCACAGCCAGAUCUGCUGGGUUUUGAGGAGUGAUUAUUUUUCUUCCUCUUGAAGGGGAAUAAAGCUUUUUUCACUGGUAUAUUUUAAAGUUCCCCAACUCUAGGGAGGUACCAAUUUUGGACAAGUGCCACUGCAACACAGAAUGCUCAGAGAACCUGAACUUUUGAACUCUGGAGGUCUGGAUUCACUGUUGGCCACUGCCAGGGCUGUCUGGUAUUUCAAAGGGAUAUGGGUGCUGCAAAUAGGAACUGAAGGGGUAAACUUAUUAAACCCAUUAAACAUGUGAUUGGUGUUUUCCUUUCCAUUAUAAGAGACUGAGUAUGGGGGGAAGGGCAGCUGUCAAAGCACUUGUACAAUUUUCAAAUGUCACAAUUAAACAUGAGCUGGUUUCCCACAGAGUGUGUAAAGAUUGAAUUUACAACCAUCACCUUAAGAGAUGUAUUCAUGCAACAAGCUAUCAGAUAACUUGGUUAUAGUUUUGAGACAUUCAUCUUGGAAAAGGUUCCCUAAGGAAGUUUGGAUUACGUGAUUAUAAUCAUGACAACAUCCUGCGAAAGAAUGUAGGAUUGUUGAGUUACUUGUUUUAAAGUCUAGAUACACAUCUCUCAUGUACAUUCCUGAAGGGAGAAAGAGCACUCUAAAUUUUAGUGUAUUGAAUAUUCUAAUAAGGAGAUUUAGACGUUUGGUUAAUAGCAACCUUUACUGUGUAUGAGACAGAAUAAGGAUUUUAAAAUGACAGCUGGGAGAUGUAAGCCAAAUUUGAAAUGCAAAAGGUUUUAAAAUAGUGGGAUUUUAGCAGUAGGCAUUGUUCCCAGCUUGUGCACAAAAGAGAUUGUGAAAG
This is a messenger RNA of Talpa occidentalis (Iberian mole), 2575 nucleotides long. It is a transcript of the gene EI24, whose product is annotated as EI24 autophagy associated transmembrane protein. The transcript is spliced from 11 exons. Gene Ontology annotation, cellular component: endoplasmic reticulum. Bases 138 to 1160 code for a protein of 340 amino acids. The record is from RefSeq and is a predicted model, not a curated record. NCBI's taxonomy places the organism in Eukaryota, Metazoa, Chordata, Mammalia, Eulipotyphla, Talpidae. Gene Ontology annotation, biological process: macroautophagy.